Molecule: messenger RNA, 954 nt
Organism: Ooceraea biroi (clonal raider ant)
Lineage: Eukaryota; Metazoa; Arthropoda; Insecta; Hymenoptera; Formicidae
Product: probable rRNA-processing protein EBP2 homolog
Biological process (GO): rRNA processing; ribosomal large subunit biogenesis
Cellular component (GO): nucleolus; nuclear periphery; preribosome, large subunit precursor
Source: RefSeq, a predicted model, not a curated record
AUGUCAGAAAUGUCAGAAUCAGAUUCGGAGACUAAUUCAUCUGAUGAGGAGCUGCAAGAGGCGUUCGCAAAAGGAUUGCUGAAACCGGGUAUCAAUGCUGUCAUUGAGGCAAAGAAGCAGCCGAAAAAUUGCGUUAGUCUCAUGAAGGAGAAGGUGGAUGAAAUAAAGUUGAAUUUACCAUGGAUCGAGAGACUCGAUAUGGUAAACGCACUGGCACCGCUGGCACCAGAGUUAGCGCUUCAACUGCAGGAGCAAGAGGUCAGGCGCGCUAAGCAGCUGCAGGGAAAUAGAAAGUUGCCUCAGUAUGAACCGUCCCAGGAUCCUGUUCUAAAUGAAUUUCGUAGAGAGACCAUGUUCCACCGUCAGGCUCAGGGUGCAGUCAUGGAUGGCAUCGCUAGAUUAAAGAAGCUUGGUGUACCGACAAUCAGGCCAGACGAUUAUUUUGCUGAAAUGGCGAAAACAGAUGAGCACAUGCAAAAAGUGAGAGAGAACCUGAUGAAGAAACAGGCGAUCGCGGAAAGAUCGGAGAAGAUAAGACAGUUGAGACAGCAAAAGAAGGUUGCCAAGCAGGUGCAGGUUGAGGCAACCCUGAAGAGGCACGCAGAAAAGAGGAAAAUGCUGGAGGAGGUUAAAAAGUAUCGUAAGGGUGUACGGCAAGAUCUCGACUUUUUGGACGACAAGAAGAAACCGCAGAAGGGUGGAAAACAGCCAAAUCGUAAAAUGGCUGUGAAGGCGCAAUUGAAAGCGAAAAUGAAAGCUGAAAAGUAUGGUUUCGGAGGUAAAAAGCGCAAUAGCAAAUGGAACACGAAGAGCAGUUCGGCCGACGUCUCGGAAUAUAGACGACCGCAGAAAUCGGGACAACGGAGAAUGAAAACUGUUCCUGGAAAGGGCGGAAAGGGAAAGCAAAGAUUAGGUAAAAAUCGUAGAGUAAAAAUGAAAGCGAGAAAGAAGUGA